Messenger RNA from Trichomonas vaginalis G3, 528 nucleotides. RefSeq lists its product as uncharacterized. Lineage: Eukaryota; Parabasalia; Trichomonadida; Trichomonadidae. The annotation marks the transcript as partial. The transcript has a single exon. The record is from RefSeq and is a predicted model, not a curated record.
ACAACUCUUCAAGCUUUUCAAGAAAAAAUAAACGAUAUCUAUAUCGAAUAUGCAAACCAGUAUAACAUUGACGAAGGAGAAUACCAUCUCGAUAUUAUUUAUGACAGGAAAAAUGCAACUGUUAAAAUCAAUAAAAUAGAAGACCUUGGAGAAAACGUUUAUAUUUCUACAAAAUAUAACAACUUGGCAUGGUAUAGAUUUAUGAGGAUGUUAAAUCAGCCUGCAGCAUAUCCAGUACACCCGGACUAUUAUGAAGUCGAAAACCCUAAUGGAACAUAUGAAAAUAUUUUCGACCCAGCUGCUAUUAUUGUUCAUGCUUCAUUUUCUGGCGCCCAAAACUCUUUUUUAUGCUUGGCAAAUGACUUUUACGAAAAACCUACAAAGUUAUACGAACCACCAAGUGGAAGUAUUUCAGACUUUCAAGUAUGGUUUACUACAGAUGGAAGAAAAAGAAUAAUUCCAUUAUACCAUGCGUUUUACUUAGAACUUAGUUUCAUAUAUAACUACUAUCGAACGGUAAAAAUAUAA